Messenger RNA from Fonsecaea erecta, 1629 nucleotides. RefSeq lists its product as hypothetical. The record is from RefSeq and is a predicted model, not a curated record. The transcript has 2 exons. The coding region runs from base 1 to 1629 and encodes 542 amino acids. NCBI's taxonomy places the organism in Eukaryota, Fungi, Ascomycota, Eurotiomycetes, Chaetothyriales, Herpotrichiellaceae.
AUGGAACCCAACCAGUCUGCGGGUUCCGCCCCUGGGUUUUGGAGAUACCUGAUUAAUCCAGACAAGAGCGCAACCCUCCAGUUCGACCAGCUGUGUCGGGGGAUUGCCAAAGUCAUAGCGACCCUGGAACCCGGACUCGACAACGAACUGACUCCCUCACGUCUCGCCGCAUUCUAUCGAGCCGUCGGCGGCAACUAUGACUCCCUCUUUCUCAAAUCCUCCGAUCACGCACUCUCCUUCAUGUACCAGACCCUCGGGUGCUUUCACUCGCUACAGCCGACGCCCAGUCCCUUCGAAAUGCCCCGAAUCCCAUGCCUGACGCCGGGUGGAUUUGCCCGUUGGCAAACGAUCCAGCUUCUCCUCUGCCCUGAGGAAAAUGUAUCCUUCAUUCAGAAAGCGGUUCAGCUGUGGAAUGUCCCCAUGCCCAACGGCGGAAUCUACCCAAAAUACAUCCCCAAGGACGUUUUUCCCAGCAGACCAGACGAAGAGAUGGAGAAAUGGCACAAGAUGGUGACGGGCAAACUGAACCAGCAAAACUACAAUCUGCGGCGCAUCAAGAACUCGCCUUAUCAAUCCCCGCAUCUUGAAGCCUAUGAUCGACGAGACGGCUAUUUCUCUGGCGCCCAGACAGGGCGUCCAAGGAGGCCGUCACGCAGCAGUUCUCGCGACGAUCCAGACCAUCUGACCGAUCUCUACCGCAGACGGAGCAGUGUACCAGACUUCCCUUCGCCGUCGGGAGAGAGAGGGUCUCCCUGGGACCCUCGAAAUCAGAAUGAGGCACGGAAGACCCGCAGCCACUCCGCUCAAAGAUCAUCACCAAAGCCUUCGUCGCGCCAGCGGUCGCAUACAACGACUGUGCCUCCGGGUCACCACAAGACCUCGUCAAAUAGCCCCUCAAACCGGAGACAGGGGAAUACUCCUUCAGAGCAGCCCGGGCGACGUCCCUCGUCCGGGUACAACAACCCGUCCUACCGCUCUCCCGCGAGGAGUCCCUCCACUGUGGACGAAGACACGGGUAGCGAGGGAAGUUCGGAGGCUUCACAGAUGGGUCGGCAUCAUCGAAGGUCUGACGAAGAUCGGAAGGGCCGUCGUUCCUCCUUAUGGGUGCCCUCCUUUAUGAAGUCGUCACACAAACGUCGUCAUUCAUCCGACGCAGGGUACCGCGCACCGGGUCCUGCAUCCAAAUCUCCGCAACCCUUACGACCCGAGUACUACCCACCUCGUGCAAUCAAGCCCCCGCCUCAGCCACCUCAGCAGCCUUAUGGGGGAGGGCGCCCACCGCAGUGGCGUGAGACAGUCUGGGACAACGAGACUCCCAGCUCGACUCCCGCUACACCCAUUCCUGAAAACGCGCAGGCACAGUUCGACCCCCGGGCCCCCUCAAUACGUUACCCAGACCAGACCAAUUUCGAACCACUGACGCGAGAAAGUAGCAGCGGAAGUGACAACAGGCAUCGCUCCUCGGAUUGGGAGCGAGGGAACGGACACAGGCGACCGCUGCAGCCGACUCCAAGAAUCGCCACCGUGACAGGCGUGCAAGGGAGAAAAUACCCUACCACCGACCCAAUGAGUCCCAUUGAGCGGCAAAGGGCGCCGAAUGUCCGUGGCAACUUUACUGCAACGGCAUGA